UUUCUUGGGUUUCAAAUGUAAGGAACGUGAUCGCAUCAAGGUUGAAUAAGAGCAAAACUGACAAAACAAAACAAAACCAAUAAUAAACGUUUUUGCAAGAGCUGGAGCUUAUCAAUCAGCAUUGCCUUCACCGUGUGUGUUCGUCCCGAACUGUGAUAAUAAAUUAAUUUGUAACAUGUAUUUUUGGUAAUCCAUUAAUUUGUCAUAACAUGAACUUGACGGAUGCCACCUGUAUUCGGGUGUUGACUAGUGAAAAGUUACUUGUUGGCAUAGGCAACACGCUGGUGUUGUACCACAGAGAUGUUGACGGUAGCACACGGAAAAAGUUGGCCCCUUUACCUCCAAUGAGGUCGAAGAUUCACGGAAUUGAUUUUUGUACGGUGGACUCAUCAUGGUUGAUAGUGUUGCACGCCGGUCGUAAGGCUAUAUCGAUUGCUUUGAAUCAGGACGAUGAUUUUUAUGAUUUGACCAAUAUAGAUCUACAGAAUUUUGUACAAAAUGUUUUGUACUAUCCAAAGGAGAGAACCAUGUUAAUGCAUUCACCCAGCCGGUUUAAUGAUUGGAUAAGUACUCUGAAACUAUUGGAUCGCCAAACGAUCGGUCUCAUAACUGGACACGGAGUUGCCAUUUUACUUACCCGGAAUUAUUUUGGAGAUUGGUUGCUGGUAGAUUCCUGUCCAUGUGAAGACAGUUCUACUCUGUUUUACUCGCGAAUCGUUGGCAGCAGUUGGACGGAUUUACUGUGCUUUAGUGGAACUGCCCUCGGAUUGCUGGUGAUUUGGAGACCGUCCGGUGUCCGGAAGGGUCGCGUGCUAAGCAGCAGUCGAGCCCAUAAUGGGGUGAUCUUUUCAAUCGAUUGUGACUGGGAGCGGGGGUUUCUUACCACCGCUUCCGAUGAUAGAUCCGUUAAAUUCUGGACAAUUAGAAGUCACCCGUUACCGGAAGAUUUUGGUAUUGAGCUGGAAGAGAAAAGCUACUGCUUUGGUCACACAGCGAGAGUGUUCCAGUGCAGAAUAAUUCGGGAACGGGAGACGAGUUGGGUUGUUUCAAUCGGAGAAGAUUCGAAUCUUUGCCUGUGGGAUGAUGUAGGGAAUUUAAUCGUUAAGAAACGUUUGGAAGAUGGGGCGACGCUUUGGAAUUUAGACUAUGACGCUGCACAAAAAAUAAUGUUUGUUUGCGCUAGUAACGGCAAUGUUUCACAAAUUAAUUUGGAAGGAUAUUUAACACAUGGAAGAUGUAGUGAAAAGGAUAUCCAUUCAGUUGAAGUAGAUGUUGGCAAAGAGCAUUUGGUUAAGGUUAAGUUUUUAUCAAACGGCUCCCUGGUUGCUAUUACAGAUCACGAUCAAGUUAUGUUACUUGCAGAUUGCUCACCCCCACAAAUUGUUGACCAGCUUGACAACUUCAAAUGCAGCCUUCUGGAUGCUUCCGAGAAGCAAGUUUUUAUUGCUGGCGAUAAGUACCUCAACAUUUACCAAGUUAAUGAUAGCAGCAUUAAGCUGAUUAAAAAAAUGGUUCUUAAUUUUGAUCAGCCAGAUUUUUUGCCAGAACCAGAGCCUGUCAGGUUCAGUAUCAUUAGAUCGUUGCAUUUCUGCUCGAAAUCGAACAUCGUGUUGUGUGACAACAAUGGAAGAUGUCUAGUUUAUGGGCAAAAUGUGGAAAUACUUCAAUCUUGUCAUCGUUUACCGAAAGCAAGCGAGCCUUGGUUAACUUUUGCCUUUGGAAUCGAAGAGAACCUUCUGCUGGCGGAUAGGGCUGGUAAUCUGUUGCUCUACAACAAUGGAAGCCUUGAUCCCUUGUACAAACUAUCGCACCUUCAUGACAAACUCGGGAUAACCGGAAUCCGAUUGGAAGAAUCGACUGAGGAAGGUUAUUUCCUAACGACUUCCGGUCACGAUGGCCAUCUUAGAUCGAUAUUUUUGGAUCCAGCUGAAAAGAUAAUUCAAGUUUAUGGUGCCGAAAAAAUGCCUAUCCGGUGGAUCGAUCGAAUGAGUGAACUAUGUAAUGACCUGUGGUUGAUGGGCUUCAACGACUCUCGAUUUGUUCUAUGUGACAGGAAGCGGGAAAUUUUAUUCCAGAUAGAUUGUGGUGGAGGUCACCGGAAUUGGGAUUUCUUCCGUUCGGAUGAUAAAAAUGGUCGAUUCGUGUUUAUCCAGCAUAAACGUCUCAGGGAGGUUUCUGUUGAGCUGACUCAAUCGACAAGCGGUUUACUGCGGGUGCCUCGUCUGAACUGGCACGUCAAGACUUGUAAUGCGGUGCGGAUAGUGCAAACGGAAGAGGCGGUACUGUUUAUUUCCGGUGGUGAGGAUAACGUUUUACGUAUUCAUACGUUCUGCAGCGAAACUGGAAGUUUGUUGGACCAUCCCCGGAAGCACUUGACUAGUCACAUUUCAAGUAUUAAAUCGAUUUGCCACAGUACGAAGUUAGGCAUUGAUAAGCGGAAAGUCCUUCUUAUCUCCGCUGGUGGACGUGCUCAAUUGUGCCUGACUACGUUGGAUACGGUCACGUUACGAACCAAGGACGAACUCUCGUACAUGCUAUUAGCCAGUGAUUCAGAUCGGUCCCGAUGGCGAAGCAACCGAACCUUAUCCUUUGAUCCGGAAACACGUUUCAUGUGUAUGACACUGGUCGAAUCAAUUGCUGGGUUGUUUGUUGGUUGCUCCGACGGGUUUUUACGACAAUUCAAGCUUUCUAUAAACAAUGGAUCCUAUCAGGUGGAAUUGGCGAAGGAGAUUUACUAUGGAAGGUGCUUUCUACACAUUACAAGCUUGAUCGUCGAAAAUAAGCUGGUGAUUCUAACGACGGCCACUGACGGUUUAGUUUGCUUUUGGGAUGCACAGAAACUGAGCGAACCGUUUCACAAGUUGCGAUACCAUGCAAGUGGUAUAAAUGCAUUUGACGUGAUGUCCCUGGAUCACAAUGGACUGUUCCUACUCGGUACUGGUGGAGAUGAUCAGGCUGUCUUGGUUUCAGUAUUUCGAAUUAAUACAAUAAAGAGCGGUGGUUUCUGCUUCCAGCUACGAAGUACCAUCCGGCAGCAGUGUGCACAUUUGGGUCAAGUAACUGGUAUACGUUUCAUAGAUGAGCACACAUUUUGGAGCGUGGGUAUUGAUCAAGAAGUUUGUCUGUGGCAUUUUACCUCGAAGACAAUGUCAAUUGGGAAAACAUUUCCGAGUUGUGUAUCGGAUGCCAAAGGGCUGGAGAAGGUACUGGGAAGGAACGAAGUAUUUGUGUAUGGAUGUGGUUUCGAAUUCAUACGAGUUACCUCUUAGAAUGAUUUGAUUUGUUUGUUUUUGUAUACUUUUAUUUAUAAAAGGCGAAUGUUCGAGUAUUUGUGUUUGUAGUUAAUGACGUACAUUUUCAUUUUGGUAAAAAAGGCAUAGACACAACUUUGUUCCGCUAAAUAUUAUUUAUUUUUAGUGUCACAAUUCAUACCAUCGAAUUUUCACAAGGAUUUGCCCUGAAAUCUUUUAUUUCGGAAUGAUAGGGAUUUUUUUUUUGGUUGAGUCAUUUAUUAGUUCAAGAAUAAAUUUCUAAACUGGCUGGGAGUCAGCUGAGUAUUUGGUUAUAUUAUGCUGUAUUUAUAUUUGUCUGAAUGAAAUUAAAGAAAGAUCGAACUCAAAAAAUGUUACAUAAAAA
Molecule: messenger RNA, 3636 nt
Organism: Topomyia yanbarensis
Lineage: Eukaryota; Metazoa; Arthropoda; Insecta; Diptera; Culicidae
Product: WD repeat-containing protein 6
Exons: 4
Coding region: 210-3269 (1019 amino acids)
Biological process (GO): tRNA methylation
Cellular component (GO): cytoplasm
Molecular function (GO): protein binding
Source: RefSeq, a predicted model, not a curated record